CCUGGGGUUCCUGCAGCAGCCACUGCCCGGCCCAAUCCCUCCCAUACUCCACCAUGUUGGUGGGUACCCCCCACCUGCUGACAUUGGAUGAAGCUGAUGCCACCUGGACCCUCAUCAAGGAUAAGGUCAUCGAGGAGCACUUUGGGCCCAAUGCAGUAGCAGUACCUUUCCUGUCAGAUGCAGUCUGCUAUGACCUACUGGGUGUGCUGGUAAAACAUUCCCGCCCAGCCCAUACCCGCCUGGCUUUGCCAGGUCGGCAGGGUCGGAGGGCACUGAAACCAGUGGGGCCACUACCAAGCCUCCUGGAGCAGGCAGGAUCUGAGGGUGCCUUCGCCCACUGCACUCGGGAAUACUCACCAAAUGGCCAAGCAGAGAUAGCCUAUGAAGAGAUGCGAAUGUUGGAUGGGCAGCCAUGCAAGAUCCGCCUACAUAUGGGUGGCCUGCGCAAGAAGGUUGCCUUCCUGUUGCUGCCACCAGGGCAGGUGAGCCUACAGCAGACUCUUUCCUGGCUCCGAAGCACCCACAGCAUCUAUGUCAUCUACCAGGUCUUCUCUUGUUCCUGGCUGCAGCUGGGGCUGAUGCCUACAGCCCAUGAGCCCCAGCUCCUCCGGCUACAUCGGUCAUUACCUGUUGCCUUCUCCUGCCUCAAGUUUUCACUGCAGUCCAAGGGCGUGCUGGGACCACAGAAGCCUCUGACUAAAGACCCAUUGCUCCAUGGGGCCAACUGGGUCAGACCCAACCUCAGCAUCAUGCCACCUCUGGCCCCCACAUCAGCACCUGCUGAUACACCUGAAGCUGCUGAUGUGCCCCCACCUGUCCCAGCUCCACCUACACCACCUCCCCAGGAAGGGCCAGAGGGCAAACCCACCAGAUUCUCCUACAAGGGCCGAAACCCCUUCCGGAGGGGGCCCCAGAUACUGUCAGAGAACUGGCUCUUCAGCCCCCGCAGCCCUCCACCAGGAGCCCAGGGUGGGGGCCCCAGGGACCCCGACGGGCACUCCAUGUCCCUGCCCCUGCUGCAGGGUCUAUCCUCAGAGUUUGACAGCGACGACUGA
Chlorocebus sabaeus (green monkey) is the source of this 1055-nucleotide messenger RNA. RefSeq names its product chromosome 1 C11orf42 homolog (gene C1H11orf42). Lineage: Eukaryota; Metazoa; Chordata; Mammalia; Primates; Cercopithecidae. The record is from RefSeq and is a predicted model, not a curated record.